AUGGAAGCGGACCAGCGAGACAAUACCUCAACAUCUCAACAGGUAAGCAGCAGGUAUGUAGAUGAUCACCGGAAUGUGGAUACAACAGACCCUAUGGAAGCGGACCAGCGAGACAAUACCUCAACAUCUCAACAGGUAAGCAGCAGGUAUGUAGAUGAUUGCAGGAAUGUGGAUAUGACAGACCCAGUCUGUGAUUUGGAGGAUUCGUCAGAGUGUGAUUCUACCAUUAAUAUUCUAUCUAUUGUCGCAUCUCUUAUUAUUGUCAUUAUCGGGAGUUUGAUCAACAUAAUUAUCUGCAGAAGAAAUCGCAAAAACUCCUGCUUUGGAAGCAAAUCCUUCGAAUCGAACGUGAAGGUUAAAACAGUUCAAGAAAUGUUGCCAAAUUUUUGUAGAAGUGACAGAUUACCGUACACCGUGCUGGGUCCACUAGAAAAACCAAACACUUAUGAUGACCUGCAUCUCUAUGUAGAACCUGUAGUUUUACCUUGAAGCCUUUAAAAUCAUAUACUCAGAAAUAUCAUGUAUAACAUAGAUCUACCCUAAUAAAAAAGUGGAAAUAUCAGGAAAA
Saccostrea echinata is the source of this 568-nucleotide messenger RNA. RefSeq lists its product as uncharacterized. The coding region runs from base 1 to 489 and encodes 162 amino acids. The transcript is spliced from 7 exons. Lineage: Eukaryota; Metazoa; Mollusca; Bivalvia; Ostreida; Ostreidae. The record is from RefSeq and is a predicted model, not a curated record.